Hydractinia symbiolongicarpus is the source of this 1161-nucleotide messenger RNA. RefSeq lists its product as uncharacterized. The coding region runs from base 250 to 930 and encodes 226 amino acids. The record is from RefSeq and is a predicted model, not a curated record. The transcript has 8 exons. NCBI's taxonomy places the organism in Eukaryota, Metazoa, Cnidaria, Hydrozoa, Anthoathecata, Hydractiniidae.
CUAAAAAAACUGGCUGACCCAGAUAUAAGAAGUGACGUUGGAAUUCUACCUGAUAAUAACUACCUUUUUGCCAGCACAAGGAAAUCUGAAGGACAUACGUCUGGCUGGCAUGCAGUUCACAAUAUAAUUGAAAAAAUAGACCUAAAGAAGCCAGACAAUAUUAAAGCGACAUCCAAUAGGCAUAGGGUCAGUACCCUUUAUGCUGCACUUCACAUACCAAAAUCAGAUCGGGAUUGGUUUUACAAACACAUGGGACAUUCUCGUGCUAUUAACGAAGGAACAUAUCAAGCCCCUCCUGCCCUUAUGGAGAUUACGAAAGUUGGAAAGCAACUCCUUCAGAUAGAUGCAGGUAACGGAGCAUCACAAAGAAAAUUUGAAGGACAAAGUAGAGUUAGUACAGAAACUUCAUGUGACGAAGCAUCACAGAGAUUAUUCAAAGGGAACGAAAAGAAACCAAGUUCGGAAAAAACCUGUGUAAAACAAUCAGGAAAAAACGUACUAUCACGAAAAUCUGAGAAAAGUUACUCCAUGCGCUCUCGGUCGAAAGUUUGUAAACGUAAACGUUAUGACCACGAAGAUGACGACGAUUACGAUGAUGAUGAUGAUGAUGAUUACCAUCCCCAAAAUAGCGUUGAUUUGUCAUGUGACAAAGAAAAUGAAUUAUUACCGGUGAGAACCAAUGCAAACAUGGAGCGCUCGUACUUGGCUUGGCCAGAAUCUGUCCAUGUGAAAUUCCUGAAAAUGUUUGAAAAAUACAUCAGAAGAGAAUCGCAAAAUCCAAUGCCCUCCCGUGAAGAGAUGAAUUUUUUUCUGGAAGAAAAUAGUCUUGACAUUCCCUGGCAAAAAGUUCGAACAAAGAUUAAUAACGAACGAGCAAAGCGUGACAGAAUCAAGAAGAGUAACCUAGAAAAGAUACUUAAAACCUCAUAGAUUUUCUUUUAUAUCUUUAUUAUAUGAACGUCAUCCCUUGGAAAUAAAAAGUAGCAAAAAAAUUUGAAACCGGUUUUUCAAAUUUAUUCUUUAUUUUAUGUUAUAUAUUUGUAGGACCAUCCCGUUCAUUAUCUAUAUUCAUUGAUACGAGUAUUUUGUUCAUUUCCAUGAUGUUUUGUAACAUAAGUGAGUAGAUUCGAUAUAUUUAAAUGUCCAAUGUAAUUUUUACUU